GGAAUUUUGUAGGUUAUAUUUUGAAAAACAUGUUCAUUUUUUAACACAAUUUGUCUGUUUUUAAAUAACUAAAUCCAAAUAAAUAAUACACAAAAAUAAUGGCCGUAGAAUAUAAAACUCUUCACCCCCAAAAGUAUUACAAUUAUUACUUAGCUAAUAAUAUAAGACCAGAUGGAAGGGAAUUCGAUAAAUACAGACCUAUUGUGCUUAAUGUUAACUCUGUAGAAACAGCUGAUGGCUCAGCUAUUUGUAAAAUUGGUCAAACUACAGUAAUUUGUGGAAUUAAAGCUGAAUUUUGCAGACCCAAAGCAGAAACCCCAAAUGAAGGCUUCAUCGUCCCAAAUUUGGAAUUACCGCCAUUAUGUUCACCAAAAUUUAAACCAGGGCCACCAAGUGACCAGGCACAAGUUUUAUCACAAUUAAUAGCAGAUAUAAUUAAAAAUUCGAAUUGUGUGGAUUUAAAAGAUUUGUGCCUUCAUCCAGACAAAUUAGCAUGGUGUUUAUUUAUUGAUUUUAUUUGCCUUGAUUUUGAUGGUGCAAUAAUAGAUGCGUGUAUUAUAGCUUUGAUGGGUGCCUUGAAAACAGUUACACUACCCACAGUAGACUAUGAUGCUGCAUUAGAUAAUAAAUUAGUAAAUAUUGAAGAAAGGCAUCCCUUAAAAAUUUAUUCAACUCCAGUUUCCACAACAUAUAUUAUUUUUGAUGAUAAAUAUAUUUUGACGGACCCAACAGUUGAAGAGGAAAACUUGUGCAGUGGUUUGGUUACAAUAGUUCUAAAUGCAGAUGAAGUCUGCUGUGUCCAUAAACCUGGAGGUACUGCUUUGAAUGAAGGCCAGUUAUUUGACUGUAUACAAAAAAGUAAAAAAAGAUCCAAAUACAUUAAUGAAUUAAUUGUUUCAGCUGUAAAGGCUUUAAAUUAAAAAAUGAUUAAUAUUUAAAAAGAUUUAAUAACUCUAAUAAAAU
Molecule: messenger RNA, 963 nt
Organism: Brassicogethes aeneus
Lineage: Eukaryota; Metazoa; Arthropoda; Insecta; Coleoptera; Nitidulidae
Source: the annotation of a GenBank genome assembly